AUGCACCGCACGUGCUCUCGUGUUCCAUGUCCUCCAGAAACAAAAGAAGGUGAGAGCGUGAGAGCGCCAGUCGUCUUCCGAGGCGAGUGCUUGCAAAUGCGUUUAGGUGUCCGCCGGCCAGAAGCAGAUAUACCAAAGAAUUCUCCCCUGGACUAUAAGUCCAACUCUUCAUGUAGCAGUCCUUCAAAAGGCGAUAUCCAGAAAAAUUCUGAGAGAUGUUCCUUGCCAUUUGGGACACCAGUGCCUGUCCUGCCCGUCCGCAACAACCUUCGUCGACCCAAUUCCAGCCACUUCCCUCAGUCACGAUUUCAGUUUCGGAAAGGGUUUGCUAACAAGUGCACAUGGAAAUGCACUGCCAUUGUAUUCAUUAUUCUUUCAGUUGUACUGACAGCAGCACUGACAUACAUGUCAGCUGCUAGUCUUUUGAAUUGGUCAUAUCAAAGUGCCAAAGCUUGUGUUCUUGUGGAAGGAAAUCCUGAAGUUUUACCCAAAGUAACAACAGAGGCAAACCGUACAACCCCCCGUGUACGACCCACAGGAGGUAAAUUUGCUGACUUGCCUCAAGUAGACUCCAUGCACAAUCACAUUCGUUGGCGUAGAAGUGUUAACCAGCAUGCAACCCCUUCACACUUGAAUGUUGUUGUUAAGGAUCCUCCUCAUGGUAUCCAUCAAGGUCAUGAAUCUGUAGAUGUUGAUGUCAUGCAUGACGCAGACCUAACUCUUUCCUCCAGUUCUCUGCAUGAGACUUUGAAUACGUCUGUUUCUGUCAAGACAAAUGAGACUUCUACAUCUUCUGAAGGAGGGCUUCCAGUUUCUGAGCAUGUUGUCUCUGUUCCACUAAAUGUGAGUGAUAUCAUCAGUAAUAUGAGCAAGUCUGAGAAGUUGCAAGAUAUUCAAGAAAACUCAAACAGUACAAACAACGAUCCUCAGGUAGAUAAAGGGCAGCAUGAAAUUGAUGUCCAACAUGAUUACCCCGUGUUUGCAUAUGGCCAACCAGAGGUAGAGAUAGUAAAACUACUACAUGAUAGCCAUGAAUCAGUGACUCUGAAGACAGGACCUGGAGUACCACCCCACACAAGUCCUGAUGCAAAUCGCCUUACUAAUGAUGUAAAAGAAAUCAUUCCUGCAAUAAGUGUAAAUCCUUCAAAAGAAGUACAUUUAACAGAUGAUACUGAAGGAGAUGAUAGUGAUAAUUAUGAAGAAGAUAAUAAAACAGAACGAUACGUUAAAGAAAAAAUUGUACCAAAAUCUUUAGCAUCUUCUACUGCUUCUCCUUUGUAUAUGCAAGAAAGCACAACUGUACAAUAUAAAAAUGAAGCACAAAACAUAAAUAUUCCUACUACCAUAGAUAACCCACCUCAUAGCAAUCACUCUGAACAUCCCAAAGACAUAGAAGCUGCCUCUGAUGAUGUGCAUGAAAGCGUUCAGCAUGAAACCAAAUUAACUUUGCAUUCUGAAACUGCCCACGACUCUAAUGAUUCUGUGAGUGGUAUGAAAGAUGUCAAUCUAACAGCUUUGCCAAGAGUGGAAGUUUUAUCGCUUACUCGUGAAGUGAACGUCUCUAGUCGUCAUGCCAAGAGAGUGCUUGUUAAUGUAACUAUUGCGACAGAAGAUGAUAGCAAUAAUGCCACUAAUCCUAAAUCUGGUUCGCAUCAGCCAGUGUAUGUAUUAUCUGUGUCUGUUCCUACAGAUGGAGAUGCCAGUAAUAUAGCAAAUAUAGAUAUUAUACCUCCAGCUCAAAGUAGGGUAUCUGGGAUUGAGACACAUUCACAAACCAAAAUGGCAGAUGCCAGUGGUUCAACACAGAAUGUGGUUUCUCCCCCACUUGCUCUUACUCUGGAAAAUAAUUAUUUUUCAUCUUCUCUGUCAAAGCAAAGUUCAGUCAGUGUUCCCACUACAACUUAUUCUCCAACAAUACCCCCAACACUACCUGAUUUUCCUUGGGGUGCUGUGUGUGAGUGUUCAUGCCCCUGCAUGGAAGAAAAAUCUAACCCAGACGAAUCAGAUGAAUUUGAAUAUGAUGAAACCGUUUCCGACCAACCUGAAAUUGUGACUGAAAAUGUUACAGUUAAUAUCAGCACAAAUGCAGAAGAUGAAAUAAAUUACCAAGAUUUCAAUGAAGAAACCAUGAAACUUGUUAAUUCAAGUGGUUCAGACAUUAACGGAGGACUAUCAGUAGACCCUUCAACCACCAUAAUCCCUGAGAGUGAUUCAACUGACUCUUUUACUACUGAAGAGACAAUGACAUCUGAGGACUCUCUGGUUACUACCUCUUCCCCUUCCCUAGACCACUCUGCGACUCCUGUGUCUAGUGAAGAAGAAAAUAUGACACUUUCUUCAACUGAGGUGUCCAGUGCAGUGAGUAGCAGCUGGGACUGCCCGGUUGUGACCCCUCCUCCACCAGUCAUCUUGAUUCUUGAAGGCCCUAAAACAUUUCCUGCAAGACUUUUCCCACCUGAUGGAACAACGUUUUCUCAAAUAUCUUUGGGUCAAAAACUCUCAAAGGAAAUUCCACCAUACAGUUACUGGAAUAUGCAGUUUUAUCAGUCUGAAGCAGCCUAUGUUAAAUUUGAUUAUAACAUCCCACGAGGUGCUAGUAUAGGUGUAUAUGCUCGUCGAAAUGCUCUGCCCACUCACACUCAAUAUGAUAUUCUGGAAGUACUUAGUGGUUUUAAAGUCCGUGGUACAAGAGGAUCACAUCCUACAGUCAAGAAAGAAGUGACACAUUUCAUGGAACAAGGUCAUUGGUUUCUUUCUCUUUACAAUGACGAUGGAGAUGCUCAAGAAGUGUCCUUUGUGACCGUUGUUGCUGAAGACAUGACUCAAAAUUGUCCCAAUGGCUGUAGUGGAAAGGGGGAAUGCCUUUUGGGACAUUGCCAAUGCAACCCUGGAUUUGGUGGGGAUGAUUGCAGUGAAAGUGUCUGCCCAGUUCUUUGCAGUCAAAGAGGUGAAUAUAUAAAUGGUGAAUGUCAAUGCAAUCCAGGAUGGAAAGGGAAAGAAUGUAAUCUUAGACACGAUGAAUGUGAAGUUCCUGAUUGCAAUGGGCAUGGUCACUGUGUUAAUGGGAAAUGUGCUUGUGUUCGUGGCUAUAUGGGACAAUUUUGUGAAGAAGUGGACUGCCCUCACCCCACUUGCUCUGGGCAUGGAUUCUGCGCUGAAGGUGUGUGUAUUUGUAAAAAGGGAUGGAAAGGCCCUGAUUGCAGUCAAAUGGAUAAUGAUGCACUCCAGUGUCUGCCUGAUUGUUCCGGUCAUGGUAGUUUUGAUCUAGAAACUCAAACGUGUAGUUGUGAGCCUAUGUGGUCUGGUGACGAUUGUUCCAGAGAAUUGUGUGAUUUGGAUUGUGGGCCACAUGGUCACUGUGUUGGAGAUGCUUGUAUGUGUGAUCCAGGAUGGUCAGGAGAAUACUGCAAUCUCAAGCAGUGUGAUCCAAGAUGCAAUGAGCAUGGACAGUGCAAAAAUGGGACUUGUUUGUGUGUAACUGGAUGGAAUGGCAAGCAUUGCACAAUGGAAGGCUGUCCCAAUAGCUGUAGUGGUCACGGUCAGUGCAAAGUAAAUAGUGAUGGCCUGUGGGAAUGCAGAUGUCUUGAUAUAUGGGAUGGCAAAGACUGCAGUGUACCUCUUGAACAAAGUUGCAAUGAUAAUCGUGAUAACGACAAAGAUGGCCUUGUUGAUUGUGAAGAUCCAGAAUGCUGCUUCAACCACUUAUGUCGCAGUAGUCAGUUGUGUGUGUCUGCACCCAAACCAAUAGAUAUCCUUCUUCGAAAACAGCCUCCAGCUAUUACAGCCUCAUUUUUUGAAAGAAUGAAGUUCUUAAUAGAAGAAGGCGGUCUUCAGAACUAUGCACGGCCAGAGAGUUUUAAUGAGAGUCGAUCUGCUGUGGUGCGAGGGCGUGUAGUUACAGCAAUGGGCAUGGGACUUAUGGGGGUGCGAGUAAGCACAAGCACAACUCUUGAAGGAUUCACGCUGACUCGUGAAGAUGGCUGGUUUGAUUUGUUAGUGAAUGGUGGGGGUGCUGUCACUCUGCAAUUUGGUCGAAGUCCCUUUCGACCUCAAAGUCAUAUAGUAAAUGUUCCCUGGAAUGAGGUUGUUAUCAUUGAGACAAUUGUGAUGGGCACCGGAGACGAUAAAAAUGUUCCGCAUACUCCUCACUCUUGUGCAGCUCAUGAUUAUGAUCUCAUGAAACCUGUUGUGUUGGCUACAUGGAAACAUGGGUUCCAAGGAGCAUGUCCUGAUAAGAGUGCAAUUUUAGCUGAAUCACAGGUUGUCCAAGAAAGUUUACAAAUACCAGGCACGGGGCUGAAUCUUGUAUAUCAUAGUUCACGAGCAGCUGGUUACCUUUCAACCAUUCAGCUUCAGCUUACUCCUGAAACAAUUCCUUCCUCCUUAAAACUUAUUCACCUACGUAUUACAAUUGAAGGAAUACUUUUUGAGAAGACGUUUGAAGCUGACCCAGUGAUUAAAUUCACAUAUGCUUGGAACAGACUGAAUGUUUACAGGCAACGAGUCUAUGGUGUUACUACAGCAAUGGUCAAAGUUGGAUAUGAAUAUAAUGACUGUAAAGAUAUAAUUUGGGAUGUACAGACCACUAAAUUGAGUGGCCAUGACAUGGGUAUUUCAGAAGUGGGAGGCUGGAAUCUUGAUAUUCAUCAUAGAUACAAUUUUCAUGAAGGUAUUCUUCAGAAAGGUGACGGUUCAAAUAUUUAUUUGAAACAUAAACCACGAGUUAUUCUUACCACAAUGGGAGAUGGUCAUCAACGUCCUCUUGAUUGCUUUGACUGUGACGGGCAAGCUUCAAAGCAAAGGCUUCUGGCUCCAGUCGCCCUUGCUGCAUCACCAGAUGGUUCCAUUUUUGUAGGAGAUUUCAAUCUUGUUCGUCGUAUCCUGGUCGAUGGCACUGUUAGAACUAUUGUUCGACUCAACGCUACCCGGGUGUCAUAUCGGUAUCACUUGGCUCUCAGUCCACUUGAUGGAGUGCUAUAUAUUUCUGAUCCUGAAUCUCACCAAAUCAUUCGGGUUCGAAAUGUAGAUGACUAUUCAGAUCCAGAUCACAACUGGGAAACUGCAGUGGGAUCAGGAGAGCGCUGUCUUCCUGGUGAUGAAGCACACUGUGGUGAUGGAGCCUUAGCCAGAGAUGCGAAACUCGCAUAUCCUAAAGGAGUUGCAGUGUCAGCUGAUAAUGUACUUUAUUUUGCUGAUGGAACAAACAUUCGCAUGGUAGAUCGUGAUGGCAUUGUGACAACAGUUAUUGGAAAUCAUAUGCAUAAAUCCCAUUGGAAACCUAUCCCAUGUGAAGGAACAUUAAAUGUGGAAGAGGUCCAUUUGCGUUGGCCAACAGAAUUGGCCAUCAAUCCUCUGGAUAAUUCCCUCCAUAUAAUAGAUGACCAUAUGAUUUUACAACUUGCUCCUGAUGGUCGAGUGAAAGUUGUCGCUGGGCGUCCUUUGCACUGUCCAUCGCCAAUUGGAGGAUACGACACUGAAUUAGCCACCCAUGCAACUCUGGUCAUGCCGCAAAGUAUUGCCUUUGGUCCGUCAGGAGAUUUGUAUGUUGCAGAAAGCGAUUCUCAGCGUAUUAACAGAGUUCGCAUUAUCGGUACAGAUGGGAAAAUUACCCAUUAUGCUGGAGCUGAAUCAAAAUGUAACUGCCUGGAUCGUGGCUGUGACUGUUUUGAAGAAGAUCAUUUUGUAGCUUCUACAUCCAAGUUUAAUACAAUUUCAUCAGUUACAGUUACGCCAGAUGGAAUUUUGCAUAUCUGUGAUCAAGCUAAUUACAGAAUCAGAUCCGUUACUGCUAGUAUACCAGAUGCAAGUGUCUCCAGGGAAUAUGAAAUAUUUUCUCCUGACACUCAAGAAAUAUACAUUUUCAAUAGAUUUGGCCAGCAUAUCGCAACUCGAAAUAUUCUCACUGGUGAAACAAGUUAUUCAUUCACAUACAAUGUAAACACUAGUAAUGGAAAGCUCAGUACCGUGACUGACGCGGCAGGCAACAAGGUCUUCCUAUUGAGAGAUUAUUCAAGCCAAGUGAACUCUAUUGAGAACACUAAAGGCCAAAAAUGCCGGCUCAGAAUGUCUCGCAUGAAGAUGCUUCAUGAGCUUAGUACACCAGAUAAUUACAAUGUUACUUUCGAUUAUCACGGACCAACUGGUCUUCUUAAAACAAAGCUAGAUAGCACGGGAAGAAGCUAUGUAUACAACUAUGAUGAGUUUGGUCGACUUACUUCAGCCAUUACUCCGACAGGCAAAGUCAUUGGUCUUUCAUUUGACUUGAGUGUGAAAGGAGCAACCGUUCAAGUGGUCCAAAAUGGCCGAAAACCUGUAUCAAUGCUCAUCAAAGGAUCUAGUGUUGUUACCAAAUAUGGAGAAGCAGAGUAUCGCACUGUUGUCCUUCCUGAUGGAGGAGUAGCGAGUGCUGCCCCUUGGUCGCACAGUGUCAGUACUGAUACUGUUCCUUACACUGUUCUCUCAGACAUUGAUCCUGUUCUGGGCGAGAGUUUCCCAGUACCAGCCAAACAAAAGACAGAGAUUUCUGGUGAUCUCGCCAAUAGGUUUGAGUGGAGGUACUUUCUCAGAAGGGCCCAAGGAAGCGGAGGAAAGCCAGGUCGGGGAGGAAACAAGCCUGUGGUACAAGUUGGGCGCAAAUUAAGAGUUAAUGGUGAAAAUCUGUUGACAAUGGAAUAUGACAGGGAGACAGGCACUGUAGCAGUUUUUAUGGACGACAGAGUGGAACUUCUGAACUUGAAUAAUAUGUUUUUUGUUCUCAGGAAUGGAAUUUUUGCUGGAGUAGAACUUGAAUACGAUCGAUUCAGUCGUCUCAUUAAAUGGAAGUGGGGUGCUUUAAAUGAGAGUUACGAAUUUGAUAGAGCAGGAAGAUUAUACCAGAUCCGCUAUGGAGAUGGUUCAUCUAUGAUAUAUGCUUUUAAGGAUAUGUUCAGCAGCUUGCCUCUGAAGGUGACUACUCCCCGUGGCAGUGACUAUUUGUUGCAGUAUGAUGAAGCAGGUGCAUUGCAGUCUUUGACCACACCAAGAGGGCAUAUUCACGCUUUCUCUCUUCAAACUUCACUCGGAUUUUUUAAGUACCAAUACUUCUCUCCAAUGAACAGACAUCCUUAUGAAAUUAUGUACAAUGAUGAUGGGCAAAUAUUAGCCAAAGUUUAUCCUCAUCAAUCUGGAAAAGUUGCUUAUGUCUACGAUCACAGUGGAAAAUUAGAAACAAUACUCGCUGGUCUCUCAUCCACCCAUUACAUUUACAUUGAAAGUUCCAGUCUUGUCAAGAGCAUUGAUAUUAUAGAACCAAACUUUGAAUUAAAGAUGGAAUAUAAAUAUCAUGCAGGCAUAUUAAAAGAUGAAAAACUCAAGUUUGGAAGUAAGAGUGGAUUAGAUAAUUGUCAUUUUCGAUAUCAAUAUGAUGGUAAUGCUAGAAUUUCUGGAAUUGAUGUGGAAAUUAAUGGCAAAGAGUUGCCUCAGUUGAGAGUGAAGUAUAACCAGAAUUUGGGUAUGUUAGAAGGAGUGAGUGAUUUAAGAAUAUAUCGCAAUACAUUCAAUAGAUCAGUUAUGCAAGACACAAGCAAACAGUUCUUUACAAUUACUGAUUUUGAUAGUCAUGGUCGAAUUAAAUCUCUUCUUAUUAACAUUAAAACAUUUGAUGUGUACCGAAUGGAGCUAGAAUAUGACAAUCGCAACAGAAUAAGCUCCCAAAAGCUCAUGAUCGGAAGACAAGUAUACAUGGAUCAUAUAACAUAUAACGCUGAUGGCCAUGUUAUGGAAGUUGUUGGUGACAGUAACUGGAAAUAUGUGUAUGAUGAAAAUGGCAAUGUCAUAGGUGUGAUUGAACAAGGAGAUAAGAUAACUUUAGGAUAUGAUAGUGGUGACAGGGUAGUGCAGUACGGUGAUGUAGAGUUCAACAGCUAUGAUGGAAGAGGAUUUGUGGUCCGAAGAGGUGAACAGAAAUACAGAUAUAAUUCACGAGCCCAACUUAUACAUGCAUUCGAACGAGACAAGUUCCAGACAUGGUAUUUCUAUGACGACAGAGGUCGUCUUGUUUCAUGGCAUGAUGAACGAGGAAAUGUUACCCAGUUUUUGUAUGCGAAUCCUACUACUCCAGAUCUGAUUUCUCAUGUUCAUUUUCCAAAAUCUGGUCGAACAUUCAGACUUUUAUAUGAUGAGAGACAUAUUCUUAUCACAGUUGAGACAUCAGAACAGCGGUUCUAUGUAGCAUCUGAUCAAAAUGGAUCUCCACUAGCUUUGUACGAUAUUAAUGGUAAUAUAAUCAAAGAGAUACGACGCACACCAUUUGGCAAAGUAACCAAAGAUUCAAAUCCAGAUUUCUAUCUCCCAGUUGAUUUCCAUGGAGGUUUGCUUGACCCAAACACUGGGUUGGUAUAUCUAAAUAAGCGUCUUUAUGAUCCUGCUGUGGGCCAGUGGAUGACACCAGCUUGGGAAGAACUGGCCAAUAAGUUAACUACACCAACAGAUGUGUUUAUCUACAGAUUCAACAAUAAUGAUCCCAUUAAUCCUAGGCAUAAUACAAAGUACAUGACAGAUCUCCCAAGUUGGUUGAAAUUGUAUGGAUAUGAUAUUGAUGACAUGUUGGGUUCAGCUUAUACAUCCAGUAUGGUUUAUCAGCCACAUGCUGUGAUAACAUCGAAACAGCUUUCACCAGAUUUUGGAGUUAUGUCAGGCUUACAGUGCAUUGUAGAUAAAGUCAACGAAAAAUUCCGUGAUCUUGGUUUCAUUCCCAAGCCCCUUCUGAAGAUGGAGCCCAAGACAAGAAAUCUUUUGCCCAGAGUAGCAUACAGACGAGCUGUAUUUGGAGAAGGAGUAUUAAUAUCACGAGUAUCAGGUCGUGCCAUGGUGAGUGUUGUAGAAGGUGUGAACAGUGUCGUCCAAGAUGUUGUGACAUCGGUAUUUAAUAAUUCGUACUUUCUGGAUCUUCACUUUACUUUACAUGAUCAAGAUGUAUUUUAUUUUGUCAAAGACAAUGUGUUAAAAAUUAGAGAUGAUCAAGAAGAACUAAGAAGACUGGGAGGCAUGUUUAAUAUUUCUGCACAUGAAACAUCUGAGCAUGGAUCGGGUGGCACCAAGGAACUUCGCUUGCAUAAUCCUGAUGCAGCAGUGUUCAUUAGGUAUGGUGCUGAUCCUGAACAGGAGAGGCAUAGAAUUCUUAAACAUGCCCACAAAAGGGCCGUUGAGAGAGCUUGGGAAUUGGAGAAACAAUUAGUAACAGCGGGAUUUCAAGGCAGAGGAGAAUGGACAGAAGAAGAGAAGGAAGAACUAAUACUACAUGGUGAUGUUGAUGGUUAUGAAGGUGUGGACAUCCACAGCGUUCAUCGUUACCCACAGUUAGCUGAUGAUCCUGGCAAUGUAGCCUUUCAAAGAGAUACAAAGCGCAAACGAAGGAAGAGUGGGAAUAGACGGUCACGAUCGCACAGGCAUGAAUCGUGAUUCUGUUCCUUUAAUGAACUAUGGUUGUUUCUCUGCUAAAGAUGUGAAUAAAUCAUGAUAAUUGUCAGGUAAAUUACUUUCUUUCUGAGUCUUAAUGCUCAGUAAUAGAAAGUGUUUCACAUCUAUCCCUUCAUAUGCAGUUAUAUAUAGAAGUACAAGGAGAACAGGCAACAUGUAUCCUCCUUAGAUUACAAUAUGAAAUGUUAAGACUUGUACAGUUAUGACUAGUCACUCUUUAUGGUCCAUAGUUAAUUGACAUUAUGAAAUAAUGAAGUGUGAUUGACAUAAAAUGGAGAUCAAAACAGACACAAAGUGAUUGUGGCUAAUCAUGUGUGCUACUUGAACACUGUUCAUCAAGUGACCAAAGUGGAAACGCAAAUAUUGUGAUUCUAUUAUUAAAUUGAACUGUAUUUUUUAAAACUGUGUAGCUUACAGAAGAUGUCAAAGUGAGAUGAAUGGAAUUUUGUCUCUUGCAUGAGUGAACAAUGAAAAAAUGAAGUUAACUUGUAGUAGGAAAGGUUUGUAAAACUGUAAAUACCAUGACAUUUUUCUCUCAAGGUGGAUGUCUUGAGAUAAAAAAUUGAUUUGUAAAUCCUUCCAUGAAACCAAUGCAUUACUCUUGGAGGAAGGAAAUACCAGGACUUUUCAUAAUUUCUCCUAAAUUGUGAAUAUUUUAACACAUAUUGUAGAGGCCUAUGACUGUUUUUGGAGCCAAGACUGGGCAUGUGUACUAGCUGAAAUCAACAGUGCAUGGCAAUAUUUGGGAAAAGGAUUGGGGGGAAAAGUAUCUUAAGAAAUUUGAUUAAUAGCAUAAUCCAUGAUAUUAAGAAACAGGGUAGUUACCGGACUAAUUCAUAUUAUUAUAUGAAACAAGGGGAAAGAGCAAAAAUGACACAAUGUAAAUUGCUGGCACGAUGUUACUCGCAUAAUACGUACAUGUCAAAUACUUAUUUUAUGAAUGAAGGUGUGUAUGGGUGCUUUUUUUAAGGAGUAUGAGGUAUGUGAGCAUUACCAAUUAUGAUAGUUGUAUUAACAAGAGAUGAGUAUAUAAAAUAUAUAACUAACAAGCUUUUUAUAGUGAGUACUUCACAGGAUAUUGUACAUAUUACAGACACGAGAAGAACUGUUCCUUGUUGUGCUUUGGGCUCUGCCACUUUCUAGACAACUCAUCUUUCAGUGUCUGUGAUUUUUGCAUUGCAUUAGAAAUAGCAUGGUUGCCAUUACAUUUUCCAGUCUUAGGCAAAGCAAAUCUAAAGGUUUUUUAAUGAUACAGAAGGAAAUUGUGCUACUACUGAAAAUGAACUGCUGAAACAUUUUCCAUAACAAUUGCUAGGACAUAAUCUGAUAUUGGUCUUGAAAGUUGAGGAGGAAUAUAUUUUGAUUUCCAGUUUAUGGUCUGCCUUUGGUGCUUAACUAUGUUAACUUAAUUGUACUUGUAGCCAGUAAAAAACAUACCCUAUCCAGUACUUUUAAUUGUAAUUUGUAUUUUAUUUUUAACUUAUUUACUGGAUGUUUUUAAAUUGCUCUGUUAACUUAUCUAUCCUGCGAGAUUCUCCUGAAUAAUUUUAAAUUCAAGACACAUUGUAGAAAUUCUUUAAAAAUAUAAAAUAUUUAAGUAUUGAAAGUUGUGCAAAGUACAAGAUGAUAAUUAAUGUUUGGCAAAUCUUUUGCAUGCUCUCUUCAUUUAUAAUGCAGAAAGAAGGGUUGAAGUAUGGCGGCUUAAGCCAAAUGAAAACAUAUUUUUUCAAAGGUUUUUACCUGACUAAAAAAGAAAGCAAUACUUAUUAUUAACUUAUAUAGUUGUUUAUACAACUGUGCAAUUCUUGUGUACUAUAGGUCUGGAAAGCAAGGCCAUGGGGCUAUUGUAUAGAUAGGCCUGGUAGUGGGUCCAUAUGAUUCCUUUUCCACUAGUACUGUUUAUUAUUCAUCAAGAAAACAAAUGUCUGCCCUAAAAUGAUGUAUUUAUUUGGCCAGUGGCUCCUGUGUAUAGAAAUAUUCUAGUGGUGUGUACGUUCACAAGGAAUAUAUCUGCAAACUAACUGUACAUAGACCUAAUUAUUAAUUAAAACCAUAAACGUAAUACUGCAAUGUUUACAAUUGUAUAUGACGGUGUUAGUAUAGAACUUGUGUACUACCUGGCUACCUACUUGACCUUUUGUUAUAUGUUUCUGGAACAAAGAAUCUUUAUCAACAAGUGAAAGAACUCCCCAGUUACUUUUAAGAUGUUGACUACUCAAUUGAACACUCCGUGAUAUACAACUCCUCAUGUUAAUGAGCUUAUGUUCAUUCAAACAAAUGAGAAAUACAUUUUCUCAUUUUAUUUUAUAAGUGUAUUAAAAAUAAGAGUUCUAUAUUACAGCCCUACUCUAUGCCUAUCAUAUAACGCCCCUCACUACCCUUAUGCUUCGUAAGUAUGGCAAAUCAUGAUGUACAUCAUCAUUUCUUCAUACCUCAUGAACUGUGAAAUAAAGCAAGGACUAUUCUCAAUAGGAAUGAAAUUGCUUUCAGAAUAUACUAUAGUACGGUAUAAGCUAAUAGCGUUUUGCACAAUUCCAUACUUUAUAUUUCAAUUAAGUGAUAAAAGUGGAACUAAAUUGUAAACUGAAAUUGUUAUUAUAAGAGCAUUUGUGAAGUGCUUAUCCCGUACUGAAUGCCUGUGCAUAGACUUUUAUGAAGCACACUUGUUUACAGAGGCAACUUUACUAUCAAAAAUGUCCUUUGGAAACAAACAUGUAGUACUAUUUACUGUGUUUUAGUUAUUAUUCCCCAUUUUCCAUCAACUGUGUAGCCUCAUACCUCCUCAUUAAUGCCUUGUUUUACCUUUGAGGCAUUUAAUAUUGAAAUGAAAGAAUUAACUUCUAUGACAAAGGUAUUGGUAACAAUGAAAAAGUAACCCAACUGACAUUAAGACUAAUUUUACCCUUUUUCCUUAAUCCAUCAGUAAUCACAAGCAGUCUGAACCCACAAAGAACAAACAAACGAACUGUAACUUCUGGAGAGGGUAUUCUUUGUUUUUUUAGGAGUAAUUGUAGGACUGAAUUGCAUGUAAAACUGUUUAUAAUACGACAAAUUUCUUAGACAUGUUAUUUUCAAAUAUCAAAAUCACAAACAAUUGAGAUUAAAAACUAAUUUAAGCUGAAGGAAAGGCAACUUUUUUGAUUUAAGUUCAGUGAAAUUAUUGUAUUGCAUAACCUUUUGGAACAUGUUGCCAUUUGACAUACAAUUUUUGGAAUUUUACAGAGACAAAAACACCACAACAAAAUUUAUCUACUAUUAACCAUACUGCAGGAAAACUCAGUGAAAUUGACUUACCUAUUAACUGUUAAUUAGGUUACAUUACAUUUAUAAAUAUAAGUAUAAAUAUAAAUGUAAAAAUAAAUUUUUUCAAAGUUCCAUUGUGGUUAAUAGAUGGUUAACAAAUCAAAUUCUAAGGAAAAGUUGGUAGAAGUACACAAUCACAUAAUUUGAAUAGUAAAAAUGAUAAAUUUCACUGAAUGAAUGAUAAAUUAAAUUAAUCUGACAAUUUGACCUACAACGAAUCAGAAUUAAUGGUCAUGAACGAGAAAUAAUAAUCAUGUUUUAUUAGGUUCACAAAAAAAAAUUGAAAAUUGAAUAAUUUGCUGG
Molecule: messenger RNA, 13062 nt
Organism: Gryllus bimaculatus (two-spotted cricket)
Lineage: Eukaryota; Metazoa; Arthropoda; Insecta; Orthoptera; Gryllidae
Source: the annotation of a GenBank genome assembly